Messenger RNA from Aspergillus saccharolyticus JOP 1030-1, 2361 nucleotides. RefSeq lists its product as uncharacterized. Gene Ontology annotation, molecular function: monooxygenase activity. Bases 280 to 2361 code for a protein of 693 amino acids. The transcript has a single exon. Lineage: Eukaryota; Fungi; Ascomycota; Eurotiomycetes; Eurotiales; Aspergillaceae. The record is from RefSeq and is a predicted model, not a curated record.
CUCCCUUUCAACGCUUCCUGACGGAUUCUCCAGAGGAAUCCUCCAGCGGACCAUCAGCGGAGUUUCAAUCAUGCAACUCCCAUGGAAUUCAGCAAUGGGGCAUUGGCUGCAAUCGCCUCAAUUGCUGAUGGAAAUCGAAUAUAAAAGUCCUGGGAAACACACUCCAACUUACCAUUCAUCAUCACACAGCAACAACAGCAUCACAACUCCUCAAUCCAUCUCGAGUCUCAAGCAUCUUUCCGGAUUUAGUCAAGCUUCAACCUCUACCAUCUACUCAAAAUGACUCAGAACGCCCCUACCCCCAAGCACAUCUUCACUGAGCGUGCUGCGGCCAACAACUUCAACGAUGCCCAGAUCCUGAACUCCAACAACCCUGCCGGACAGGACAUCCCCGAGAAGUCCGAUGUUGUUGUCGCUGGUGGUGGUAUUCACGGUCUGAUCUACGCCAUUCAUGCCGCCAAGUACAAGCCCGGCAAGCUCAGCAUCUCCAUGAUCGAGAAGGGCACCAAGCCCGGCUACAAGAUCGGCGAGAGCACCCUCCCGCUGUUCUCGCUGUGGUGCAAGAUGCACGGCCUGACCGCCGAGUACAUGCUGCGGCUGUUUGGUCUCAAGGACGGGCUGUGCUUCUACUUCCUCGACCGCGAGAACCAGGGCAACUACUCCGACUUCUGCAGCAACGGUACCCCCGGUCUCUUCCUCAGUGGGUUCCAGAUCGAGCGCCCCAUCAGCGAGCUGCUCUUCACUCUGCUGGCCCAGCGCAACGGCGUCAACGUUUUCCACGGCCGCCAGGUGGACUUCAACGGUAGCACCAUCCAGGGGGGGAUCCAGGGCAACAAGAUCUCCAUCAACCCCGGCAAGUUCGACGGCAAGCCCGCGACCACCAUCGACUCCUCCCUCCUGGUCGACGCCACCGGCCGCUUCCGCCAGCUGGCGUCCAAGAAGGCUUCCCUGCACCGCUUCGAGGGCUGGAACUACGACGCCUUCUGGGGCUACUUCACCGCCCCCAAGGACGAGAGCAACAUCCCCCUCCGCUUCUACGAGGGCGACCACACCAACCACCUGUGCUUCCCCGAGGGCUGGGCCUGGGUGAUCCGCCUCCCCAGCUGGGAGGGCAGCCCGAUCCCCAACCUGAUGGACAUGAUCUCCUACCUGCUGGACUGCGCUGAGGCCGGCGUGCCCGGCGACGAGAUCCCCAGCUCCGAGGAGCUGGCCAAGAUGUUCAACCUCAAGUUCCGCUGGACCACCAGCAUCGGCUUCGCCGUGCGCAACGACGUCAAGUACCCCGAGGACAUGUCCAAGUACGGCACCCGCGAGGCGGAGCGCAAGUUCAACUACUUCGUGGAGAAGUACGACCUCAUCAAGAAGUUCAUGGGCAACUUCGAGCUGAUCGAGGACCUCUACGGGCCCGGCACCACCUGGUACAUCCGCAAGUCGCUCACCUACCAGUCCCCCGUCGUCACCGGCCCCGGUUGGCUCGCCGUCGGUGACGCCUGCGGCUUCACCAACCCCCUGCACUCGCCCGGUAUCACCGCCGCCAUGUCGACCUCCACCUACGCCGCGGAACUCACCCAUCAAGCCCUGGACUCCGCCCGCCAGCAGCACCACACCGACCCCGAAGCCGCCGAGCUGACCAUCCGCAAGACCCUCGCCCCCUACGACGACUUCGCCAAGCGCCUCAUCCCCGCCCUCAACCAGAUGAACAAGUUCAACUACGUGUGCUUCCGCGACCCGCGCCUCGGCCCCCAGGUCUCCUGCCUGUGGCAGUUCUUCGCCGGCAUCGGUAUCCCCGGCUGGCAAUUGAUCCGUCAGGACUACAACCUCAACUUCGACACCUACGUGCCGCACUCCAUCAACUGGGCCUGGGGCUCCAUGGUCCCCGAGUACGACGCCGUCGCCCGCAAGGCGAUCGAGCUGAUCGGCCCCAUCCCCAUCGACGAGAGCGUCCCCGACGCCACCGUCCGCGAGGUCAUCGAGUUCUCCAACGCCAUCAAGCGCGUCGCCGUCGACUCCAACCGCUUCAACUUCCGCUGGGACGGCCUGCUCCGCUACUACGACCUCUUCCUCAACUACGACGAGAAGAAGGACUGGAAGGAUGUGUUCUCCCGCAAGUGCAAGGACUGCGGCGCCUGGCUCGUCUGCCGCCCCGACUGGCGCAAAUGCUACUCCUGCGGCGCUGCCCGCACAGAGGAGGAGGCCGCCGUCACCUGGAACCCUCCCCUCGCUGUCGACGAGGUCAAGGCCCUGGUCCGCGCCUCCGACGCAAAGCCCGCGGCUCGUGCCGCCAAGGAGGACAAGGAGCAGCAGCAGCAGCAGGUCAAGGGGAGCAUGGUUGUUUCCCAGGCGGUGGAGAUUUCGGCUUAG